GUAACAAGAUGGCGCAGUGAACGGUACAUUCCUUCUAAGGCACAGCGUCCUAUUCUGGUUGUUGCUUGGAAGCUUAAUUUUGUCUGUAAAAUCGACAAGUAUAGUAAACCAUGUUUGUUAUGAACUUAACAAGGUAAGGGUAUGAAUUAUUGUAACCCAUUUGAUCUAUUGAUCUCGUAAAAUGCUUUCCAAUCGAGAAAUACGAUCUCGAUCUUUGAGGAUGAAAGCGGAUGUAAUUGACCUGAAAUGUUUUACAUGGCUCAGUUUCAGCUACCGUGGAGUGUUGAACAGAUUUUCGUUUUUGCCCCCUUUUUUGUCUGAAAAAGGAAAUUUGUUCCAACUUAUACCAUUUUUAAAGUCAAAAAGGCAUUCCAUCAGCGUUGUUUACAUUGGAUUGCCCUUGAAAGACUUGAUACACAAUACUUGAUAGGAAAUUAACCGUAAUGAUCGUAUUUUCAAAAUGUUUGUUUGCAAGUCUCUCAGAGCUAUUAUGUUUGGAUUGCCUCUUGCAAAUUCAAAGUAUACAGCUUCAUCGAUAUAAUUUAAAUGUAUGCAAUCAGUCAUAAUCAAGUCUAAGGAGAAAAUGAGAGUAGUUUAGCGUCACCAGCGAUAAGAGGAUUUAGUAAAAUCCAGAUAGUGGUCUAUUAUCAAUGCUGCGUUCUGAUUGGUUGAGCUAUUACUAGGCUAUAUGUUAUAGCCCACUAGUAGAGAAAAGCGCCUGCUUUUUGGCGGCAAAAAAAGAUUAAAGUCUAGCUUUAACUAGCUAAAAUUUUUUUUCUCGAUAUUUUUGACCAACUAGUUGGAUUUUACUAAAACAAUAAUUGGCCUCUGAGUCAAUAGCCCAUUCGGCCUUCGGCCUCAUGUGCUAUUGACUCAGGGCCAAUUCAGGCUUGAGGAAUAAUUGUUAAAUAUCCUCGUAAAGGAGGUUCAUAAUAAUGUUAGUGGUCUGAAUUUUGAACCCCCCUGUUUCGUGCAUUUCACACAUUAAGUUGCUCUGUGCCAGGCUUAAAACUAGCUGCUGUUUGGAAACAGGUUGGCAAAGGGGUUUUUUGUGAUGUGUAAUGGGACCCAAAUUAUCAGCAUGAGGUGGAAUUGGGCAUAGCACCGUGAUGCGUGAUUUGCUAUUUUCACAACAUGUGAUGCGUGAUUUUCCUUUGAAAUUUCCGUGAUGGUUAAUAUUAUUUUAAACUAGACACAGAGACAUCAAAAACAGAGAGUUAUUAGACUAACUUCUUGACCUUUUUCCUCGUUCUUCAACCUCUGAUUUCCUCAGAUCAAAUGAUAAUAUGAUACUUGUUAAUGUAGUCAAUAUUUUAUAUUAUUUUUCCGUGAUGCGUGAUAACUUAAAAAAUCGGUGUGAUGCAUGAUAGGUCAUCCCCUCUUUGCCACCCUGUGGAAAAUGAGCCCACACUCAUUUGGCGAGGAUCAAAAACCAGACUCAGGAGUGUGGCAGAAAUCGAACCUAGGUCAGAUCUCACCUACCCAUGUACCCGUCACUACCCUCUGAAAUAAUCAAAGUUGAAAGCAUUUGAACUUAGCCUAUUGGAAAGAAGGCAAGGGCAAGAAAUGCCUCAGAAAAAGUCAUCCUAUGCAGAUGUUGCAGUUCAAAGUCAUAUAUUCAUAAGACGACUGACAAUAUGUUAUUUCUUUCCUUAGGUUACUUCUUCUUCCAAGGAAUUUAAUUUAAAAAGCAGUACACACAAGAUCUUUGAUUGUGCCAGACAGUAUGCAACACUCUGCGGCAUUUGUACUUAUUCUUGGGACUAUUCUAUUAAAUGCAGGUGAGAUGGUAAAUAAUACAUAUUGACCUUCUCUAACAAAAAACAGGAAAGUGUGGAAGUGCCCCUCUUGCCCAGCAUGCAAUAGCCUUCUACAUAGUUAAAUAAAUCUGUUUUGAAACAAAAUGUAAAAACACUCUCCCUUUUCUUGUAAGAAUUUUAUUUAGAAGUGAAUUGUACCGCUGUAAGCCAUACAUAAGAAGACCUACGCUGACUCCGGGCUUAAUACUAGCAAACAUUUUUUUAACGAGAUAAAAUUAAUAACCCACCACAGGUCUCAUUCUUACAAUAAUAUGUACUUGUUAGUAAAAGUUAAUCAGAAUUAAUCAUUAUUUCUAAAUGAGACUUCUUGCUAUCUUUUAGCUGCUGCACCAAAUUUCUUAAAGGAACCAGCUGUUUCUCAGACCGCUCUCAAGGACGGACAAGUCAUCUUUGAAUGUCAAAUAGGUGCUUCACAACCCAGCUAUCACUGGCUUAAAGAUGGAAGAAACAUCAGCAAAGGAAGCAUCUCACUCGUGGGAUCUUUGUCAACAUUGUCGGUUGGUAAUCUGGAGUUUUCUGGUUCUGGGAACUACUCGUGUAUUGCUACUGACAGGCAGUCUGGACAGAGUGGGGAAAAAACUGGAAUACUAACUGUCAAAGGUACAUUUUCAUUUCUUAGGGGAACUAUUUAUUUAGUAUGUGGAACACUGCUGGGCGAUAAAAUUGCUAGACUUUCAUUUUGGGCCAGAUGAAAGAGGUCAUGUAGCUGUUUUAGCAAGUUUUAUUAUAUGGCUGGUUCUUCACUGCUGGAAAGUUGAGUUCUUUCUUUCUUUGGCUCUUUUAGCAGUACAUAUCCAUUCAUAACUCUUUGAGGUACCAGUGUUUUGUUUUCUUUAACUCCCAAGAGUUGGAACACAGGAUUUUCCUGGUACACUAAUAUAGACGCUGUUUCAUUGUUGUGUAGACAAAGCCAUGACAUCAUGUGAAAACAGACUAUAGGCCCAGGAAAUAUUCAUCCUGUACCAUGGAGAAUUUACUGGUUUGACCCCCCACGUUGAUCCAUCCCUCCAAAAUUUCCAAUUUUCUAUUCAUACUUUACUUUAAAAAUUUUGGCCUGUUUAAGAACUGCCCACCCCACUUGAAAUUUCUAAUAACUUUCCAUUGGGUGGGGUGGUUGUGGAUAUUUUCUUCAACAACACAUUAUUUUUGGCUUCUUAGGCAAGCCUACUAUCAGUCAAGCUCCAUCACUGUUAUCCACCUAUGUUGGCCUGUCUGGAAUAUUUCACUGUGUUGUUGUUGGCAACCCUAAACCUACUGUUCGUUGGAAAAACAGUAGCAAUGCCAUCAUAACCUCAGGAGGAAGGUUUGAAGUGUUCAGCAAUAAAUCUUUGAAGAUCAGUAAUUUGUUAAAGAGUGAUGAUGGUAGUUUCUUCACAUGUGAAGCUGAAAACUCAUAUGGGACCACAACAGCCAGUACAACCCUGCAUGUUACAGGUCAGUUUUAGCUGCUGCAUAUACUCAGUUAUGUAAAGACAUCACCUCUGAAAAGUUAUCAUUCAUGAUGUCUCCGAUCCCUUUUCUUCUCUUCAAGAAACGUAGUGCACUAAUGCUAUUCUUAUUUUCUGUUACAAGAAAUGUACCAUAUUUACUCGAAUAAACACGCCAUUUGAGACCAAAAAAGGUCAAAGGCACCACCCUUAAAAAGUGCUGUGAUCCUGAUGUAAUCAUUAUUAACAGACAAAUGUUUGUCACGUUCAACUUUCAAAUAAAAGCUGCCUUCAAAUUAGCACUGCCCCCAAAUAAGUACCAUAUUUGAGGCAUGGAGCUUAUUCAAUUACCGGUAAAUAUCAUGGUAUUUUAAUAGAGGAGCUCCUUAUGAAAGAGUUUGUAUAGGUAAUAGCAUGAUUUGUAGUGUCAUUUGGCAUAAAUACCACAAGUGAUAUUUCGGAAUUGUUAUGCAUGUACAUGAUUCCACGAGCCAUUAGGUGAGUGAAAUUUGAGACAACUUUGAAAUAUUACAAGGUAUUCAUGGCAAAUAUCACGUACAAAUCAAGCUAUUAUUUGUUUAUACUACUACCCACAAAAGGUUUGUAAUCCUCACGUGUAGGUAUUUCAAAUUAAGCUGAAACACCAAUUCUCUGAGCCAGUCAAAAUUGCAGAAAUUUCUCAUGUAGUAGUAUAAAUUGCAUAAUACAGUAUACCCCCCUUACAAACACUUUAUGCCAGUCCCUCAGAACUUUGAAACCCACUUCCUUCCAAAACCAGUCAUUUAAUAGUUGUUUGUGUUCUUUCAAGAUCCUCCAGCUAUUCCCUCAUUUACAAGGAGACCAAUUAACCAAACUGCUAAUGAAGGAGGACGAGUAACAUUCUACUGUUCAGCAACAGGAAGCCCUUCUCCAACUGUCACAUGGAGCAAGUUAGGAGGGAUAAUCCCAGCUGAUAGACAACAGGAGCCUUCACCAGGAUCACUUAGAAUUAUUAAUCUUCAGCCCAGUGAUGAUGGCACUUAUGUCUGUACAGCACAAAAUUUCCUGGGCAAAAUAACAGCACAUGCAUUUUUGCGCAUUCAAGGUGAUUUUCUAGUUUGGUAUUUUGCCAAUUAAUACGGCUGUACGUUCAACCUUCUCACCAAAAAAAGUUCCAAUUGCAGCCAGCUUAACUGUUGUCUGUCUGUGUCUGAAAGUUUAUCUCCAUCUGUCCUUGAAACAAACUCUUAGCAAUAGAAAAAAUAUCUUUGGAAGAGGUUGAGCAAAAUACCAUGAUUUGUUAAUGGUGACGAGAGAGUUCAAUAAUUGUUUUAUCAUUCGAUUAGUGAGUUUGUUUUUUAAUGAAUAUAUUCUGGAAGCGAAGGUGAUCUGUCCUUUUCACGUAAGAGUGAUUGCAAUUAGGAGAAAAGUGUGGUUUCAUUUAUGCAUGAGCAGAAAAUUUUUUGCAGCCAAACACAGAUGGACCAACAUUGGGCAUGAGCAGACCAUUAUUUGAAGGUAGAUAUUUGCAGGUCAUGUGGUGGGCUUUUGGCGAACGAACAGAAAGAAAAAUUUGCAUUGAAUGAUAAUGUUUGUUAUUUGUUCUUUCUUGAUCUUCUAGGUUAUCCCCGCUUUAUAACAGGACCAUCAAACAAAGUAGUCGCAGAGAACUCAUCUGUUCAGUUCACCUGUAUCAUUGAGGGAGAUCCUACUCCUCACGUGGAAUGGACCACACCCAGUGGGACCAUACUGACUCUGCUGUCUCAGCCCUCUGGUAAUAUAAGGGUCCUAACAAACAACUCCCUUAGCAUCACUAUGGUAACUGGAAUGAAUGCUGGUGCAUACACAUGUACAGCGGUGAACGGUAUUGGUCGGCAAUCCAUUUCAGCUACCCUGACUGUAUUAGGUAGGUACAGUACCUCUCAAAAAUAAGUUAACGUCCUCUCGUCAGGCAAGAGUCUUGCCUUAAGGGAUAAAAUCCUUGUCUUGCAGGUGGAUUAACCCUUUAAGCUCCAGCAUCAACAUGCAUCUUCUCCACACUAUUCUUCAUACAUUCCUUAUGGUACUCGUGGAAAGAAUUUGUUCUAACAUCACAACAUUUCAUCUUUGGUGAUCAUUUCCUUAAUUCUCAUGACCUGUCUAUCUGAUCAGGCAGUGUAUUAUUCGGAGAAAUUGGAUGUCAGUCACUAUUGGGGCUUAAAGGGUUAACAACACUGCAAGUGUCUAGUAUGGCCAGAGAAUACAGAUGACAUUUUGUGACACCACCACUGGUUUCGCUGAGAAACCAUUGGAGGAACGAGCGCCCAGACCUGGUUAGUGAUAGGUCAUCACAGAAUUUUUGCGCUCGUUCCUUAGGUGUCAUUUUGAGGAGGAACCAGUCAGUGGCGGAUCUAGACCUUCAGAUAAGGGGAGGGGCCCCGUCAUCCAGACCCUGAUAUAAGGGGGCCCCGGUCUUAAAAAAAUACUUUUCCGGCCCUUCGGGCCUCAAUUUGGUCUAAAAAUAAGGGGGGCCCUCCUGGAUCCACCACUGCCAGUGGUGGCAUUGCAAAAUGUGAUCUGUUUUCUCAUACAAGUGUUGAAGUGUCAAGGAUUCCCUUUCCUAAAAGCACUUCCAAAAACUCGUACUUUUAAUACUUUGAGUAUAAUAGAGUACUAAAGUGUGAAAAAAAAUUUUUUGGGGUCGACCCAAAAAAAAUUCAAAAGGGUUUGUAUGGAGUUUUGUAAGCUUUGAGAGACAAUUUGUGCUCAUUUUUGGCAUUUGUUCUUUCAUAUCCUGAUCCCAUAAUUUCAGAAAUUUCAUUUUUAUGACGUCACACUUUAGUACUCUAUUUGUAUUAUGUAAGUGUAGUACAGAUUUGUAAGAGAUUGUUAUUAGAGAGAUUAAGAGUCACGUUUACACCAAACGGAAAACGUGAAUUGGUACCACGUGACCAAGUUUCCCCCUUAUUGUUAUUUACUGUUUAUUACUUCUACUCAAAGUUAAGUACUUUCACGCUAGUUUUAUCCAAAAUAAUUGUUCUGGACAGUUUUUAUCUGCUUAUUUUCUAUUCUGAGAAACUCUCAACUUGAAUCUGACAUUUGCCGUUUACCCUAAACGUCACUCUUAAUCUCUUUGGAAAUUUUCAAAAUUAAAGGUAUUUCAGGUAGCUUGAACCAUGGAUAAUAUUAUCCAUUUGCUCAAAUUGAAACGCGAAUUUUUUUACCACGAACCAAGUUUCUUUUAGAGGUCGUUUAUUGUUCAUUAUGUUUGCACAAAAUUAGUAAACUCACAAUUUUUAACCAUAAGAAUUGUUUUGAACUGUUUUUCCAUUUUCUAUUUUCGAAUUUAUCAACUGUUCAACGUUUCUACCAUAUAAAUUAAACUAGUCUCAGGCAGGUUUUCCCCUUUAUAAGGCAAAAUGCGAGAAGUUUCCUUGAGGGUAAAGUGUCUUAACUAAUUUUGUCACCGAUUGGUUCGUUUCAGCUCCUCCAAGAUUCUCAACACGCUUGACAAACAGGACACAAAACAUCAACAGUCAGCUUGUUGUAGGAUGUACAGCUGAUGCAGCUCCUGUCCCAGAUUAUCAGUGGUCAUUUAAUGGGUCCAUUAUUUCAAGACAGCGCAGCCUUAACAUAAGUUCUCUAAGCCGCGAUAAUCAAGGAUUUUACUUGUGCACUGCAAACAACUCACUGGGAUCAGUUCAGGGCGGUUUCUAUUUGAUAGUUCAAGGUAAAGUUGCAGUGUUGUAACAUAUUUCCUUUGUUUAACUAAGUAAUAAAAUAAAGUCAGGAUGCAUAUUCUCAAAACGGUCAGUCUCCAUACUUUUUCUGAAGUACUGGCCAGAAAACUUGAAUGUCAUUUUGGUUUUUUCUUUUUUAAAACCUCGACUUUGUCCUGGUUGGCAUCCAUCCAUUUAGUUCUCACGCUUCACCAAUAAUGCUUUUUUCCCCUCUUUAAAACAUGAAUGUAUGUAUUAUCGUGUCUUGACAUUUUUUUUGACCACUUUUUUUUAGUUCAACCAACGUUAGUUGAAUCUCCGAUGAAUCAAACCAUUCCUAAGGGACAUACAGCCUCUUUUUCCAUGCACUGCAUUAGGAGACCCACGGCCAUCAAUCACGUGGUACAAGUCACAUGACCUCAUCACCAGUAAUGCGCGCUAUCAUAUUUUAGCCAAUCAGACACUAGUAAUAUACAGCGUCACUGCACAGGACAGUGGAUCGUUAACGUGUCGUGCAAUGAACGAAGCGGGGACACGUGAAGCGAAGGCAUAUCUGCUGGUGGCAGGUUUGGCAUUUAUUUUCUUGUACAUUAUCGUUUUCAUUCCCGAUUUCUAAAAAAUUUAAUGCACUGUGGUUUCACUCUUACUGCAACAAUCGUAAGAAAUGGCCUCAUUACAUUAUGUCCGCUGUGCUGCAUCCCCCACCAUUAUCUCAGCGACAAAAAAAAUUACUGAAAUGUCAACCGCUAUUUUCUUACAGAUUUUCCAGUUUUCACAACGUUGCCAAGUAAUGCAUCAGUGGAAGAGGGACACACUGUUACUCUUACGUGCCGUGCUAAAGGACCAGACACCCCUAAAAUCACGUGGUUGAGAGAAGAUGGCAGUGGAAUUCCAAUCAACAUUGUUGCCAGUGUAGACACACAGCUGGACCCUAGCGGCGAUCUGAAAUACACCGAUGCAAAGUCAAAGCACAGAGGAAUGCAUAUAUGCAAAGCUUGCAAUACUGCUGGGUGUAAAAUGGCAAAGGCUUUUUUAGAUAUCUUAUGUAAGUGAAUAAUCUCGCUUUUGUCUUUCUCUGGUUUUGGUAAUGAUGGACGGAGACGAAAGUGUCGCGAAAAAGUAUCGGGCAAGGAAAUUUUUUUUCAGUUUUUUGGGCGCGCUUUUCCCACUCGUCUCGACCAAUUAAGAGCCUGGAGUAGGCUAGCACUUUUUAUACUGGUGUCCUACUGAGUGGUUUGCCCGCUAGCUAAUUCCUUUUCUCUCCCCCAACCCCACUCCCCCCCUUUUACAGCUUAACCCGCAAGUUUGACCGAGUUCGCACACCCAUUUCUAUGUUGAGUUGUUAGUUUGGAUAGUUCAUGCACCCACUUUAAGGUCCAAAGUCAAAACUGCAUAACGAAAUGAAAAGCCAUAGAGAGAUAGCAAAUUCCUGGGGCAAACUGGCACUGGGGGCGAGCUGCCACGGGGCGCCGAGCUGGCUACGGUGCAAAAUCCGCUCGUCUCCAAAACAUUUGAAGAGGCUGAUCUCGAAAGAACACUAUAUAAUAAUACAUGUAUAUAAUAAUAGUGAUGUUUUCUUUCGCUUUCUAGUUGCUCCACGCUUCCCAGUCUCUCCAGCCCCUGUUUUUGUUCUCAAGGGACAUACUGCUUUUCUAGAGUGUAAACCAGAGUCCAAUCCCCCUCCCGUCAUAACAUGGCUGAGAGAUGGACAGAGCCUUGCUGGAUCUGGACACCAGUAUAUUGUCGAUAACGUGCAACCAGCCGAUGAGGGGUCGUAUACUUGCAAUGUUAAGAACAGUAGAGGAUCAACACAAGGAACGGUUCAGCUGUCAAUUGGAAGUAAGUCUUAAGGCUGUUUGUUUCAUAUGCUUGGAGCUAGACUACGAGCAGUCUCUCUUUUUUCUUGGUCCGUCGAGCAAAACGCCCGAGACACGCAAAUGACCAUGCGCGUGACUUAAGGGGCGAGCCCUCGUUUCUCGCGUCUCGCGGCUUCGCCGCUCAACACUCGCGCGCGCGUGCACUCCCCUUACUAAAAGAGAGACUGCUCGCAGAGACUGCUCGCAGUCUAGCUUGGAGCAAACUUCACUAAAUGUUUCGUAGCCUCCAGCUACCUGCAACUUCGACUAUGCCAUCUACACUACCGGUACCGGUAUCCGAUGCAAUAUCAUCAACAACGGCACAGAGCUGGAACAAAUCGCUCGCACAUAUCGAACAGUUGUACCGGAGCGGUUGUCCAGGUCCUUACCUCUGAACAUUUACUGCCGUGUCAGUGACUCAAGAGGCCAUUACCGAGUUCAAAAAGCUCUCACUUUCAAAACGAGACUAAGUUCAAAUUAGUCCUAUUAGAGAGCUUUAGAUUCUGAGACGAGGACGAGAUUUUCCCAGUACUAAGUACUGCUGGCGCGUGAACCAACGUUAUUUUGGUGGGAGAAAAUGAUAGCCGUCGUGAUUCUACCACGAGUUUUGACGAGAAUGUCGUAGUGGCGGAAACAAGUUAUCAAAUUAUAGAAGUUUCUUCAUCAUUUUGCGACCGGGAAAGGGCUAAACCUUCUCCAAUAAAAAUAACCGCACUGAUUUUUCCGGUGAGAAAUAGUAAAAUGAAGCUUUCUAGAUUGAAUAUUUUUCGCGAAUACGCGAAAAAACUUUAGGUUAAAUCUCGUAGUCGUAGUCGUUUCGUCUUCAAAUCUAAGGCUCUCUAAUUUCGUGAAAAUGAAAAUCAUUUUGACGUCAAUGGCUUCGUACUUAGCCUCGCUCUGAAACAGAGGCUUGUGGCAACUCCGAAAUGGCCUAUUAGAAUGAAGAUAGGGUUUGUUACUAAGGAAGCAUGUAAAGCUCUGCACUAAUAAUUCACUCGAACUUGUUUAACAGCGAAGGCGGAAAUAACAGACUUCAAACAGACACCAAGGCCAAACAGUAAAGUUCUGUUGCAAUGCAUUGUGGAUGGAAUACCUUCUCCCGAAGUGACCUGGUACCUACAGAAUUCCAAGCUUCCCGACAAGCAAAACUUGCCUGACUAUGACGUCACAGCAAGCAGAGAACUGCUCUUACCAGCUGCAGCUUGGAGCAGCAAUUCGUUUCUGUGCAAUUGCACCAAUCCACUUAAUUCAGUGGCGAACUUUGCAAGAGGUAAAUUCUUUGAGAUGUUAAGUCCUUAUUCGUACGAUUUUUUUUUAAUGCUGACUUGAAUUGUUCAUGUGGCAUUAUUUUGCAUAAAGUAACUAUGACGACUAAGAGGUGAAGUGAUUUAUGAAUUGAGAGAUCAUAAUAGUAGUGGAGAGGGUUUGAAAGAGUAGGACACAGGCAAUUUUGAAAAUGUGGUGAUUGGUUUGGUUGAAUGUGUAAAACGAAGCUUUGUAACUGGCUGAAAAACAUCGUGCCACCUUAUCAGCCAAUCUGAAGUAGCGACCGCCAAUUGGCGCGAAGCGCGUUUUGCCGCCCGUGGCGCCCGCUACAUGCAGAGCCUCAGGUUCUGAUUGGUUCCUUGGAUUGUCUGUGCAUUUUGUGAUUGGCCAAAGAAAUAACGUUUGUGUCUGAUUCACGUAACUUAACUGAUGUAUCUUGGUUUUAGUUCCCGUGGCACCUUCCGAUGUAACUAUAACAACGAUCAUGGAGACGUCAUUGCACGUGACCUGGAACCAAUCAAGUGCCUUGGACCUUGUUCUGCAAUACAUGGUGGAAAUUAUGUCUGCAACUGGAGACUGGGAACUAGUUAAUCAAACCAUAUUAGGAACGUCAGUACUCGUCAGUGAAUUGAACUCAUUCACUGGCUACUCGUUCAGAGUGAGGGCCAAAAAUGGUCUGGGAACUAGUCCGUACAGCCAACCAUCUCAGAAUGUGACUACAUUGGAGGGAGGUAUGAAAGAUAUCUUUGUACAAGCCAUGUAUGAGACUGCCGCCAAAAUGAAGAUAUGCGAACUUAGUAAAAGUAUGGAGUUGACAAAAUAGGGGAGAAAUUGGAAACAGAAAGCUAAGAACGCUUUCUAGUUACAAGAAAUUGUCCAUCGUGACGAAAAUUUUUUUGUUUGCUCUGAAGUGGAUAACAAACGAGAAGGAAACUGGGGCCGAGUUAACUUUCGAAAAGACGUCUGGGAAUGUCACUGAGGACAGGGAAAAAAUUAACAAUAGCUGACGAGCACGUCCUUAGUAACGAUCCCAAAAGUCUUAGCGAAAGUUAAAUCGGUCCAAGGUUUUUCUCGUUUUGUGGUGAAUUCGUACUCCGUGGAUAUCUUCUGCCGAUGAAAAAAAAAAACAAACAAACAAAGUUAAGAGCAAAGACAAAUAAAAACAGACCUCUUAGGACUCGUGUGUCAGUUUUAUGGGAUUGAGCUUGUAAGUUGAAUUUGCUGUUUUCUCCUAACAGCACCGUCAACCCCGAGGGAGCUAAAAUUAACGGCCAAAAAUGAUAGCGUCAUCGUGAUGUCUUGGAUCAAACCUUCUAUGUUAAAUGGCUACCUCAGCAACAUCCUCUACCGAGUCAAUUAUAUACCACAGGGUGGCAAUGUCUCGGACGAUUUGUUUAUUCGACAUUCUUCAUCUGGAAGCCCGCAAAAUUUCACGUUGGUAGGCCUGUUACCUGACACUGUUUACACUAUUAUGGUGUUUGCUGGAAGAAAAAGGAAUGAUGGGGUAGAAAGAUGGAGUAGAGAUGUUUCAGAAACUGUAAAAACAUGGCAGAUAGGUGAGUGAAACUUGGAACGUUUCAUACAAGUGUUUCUCCACUCUGUGGGAAGAAUGGCCCAUCGAUUUUUCAGAUCAUUUGAAUGGAAAACAAGUAAUUACUGGUUUAUGGUUAGAUACCAUCCGAUCAAGAAAAACUAACUCUUGUCCACGCAUAUGUUCCCAGAAACCUUUGCGGUUAACAGUUGUGCCCAUUCUUCUGUUGUGUGUGGAGUAUCCAAUAGAGCCUUUGCCCGCGACGUCACGUCCGCCAUCUUGGUCUCUCAAACCAGUCCUGUGGGAAUUGAACUCUCUUCUUAUGUAAACUCUUUCUUUUGUUGCAAUAAAUUUGCAUGGCUGCCAGCCACGUGAGUGAAAACGCCCUAUAGCAGACAGGCAGUCAGAAAAAUCAGCAAACGUGAACGCUAAGCAAACUCGUUGCCAGGUUUCUCUCCUACUCGUCCCACGUCCGUUCGUCCCUCUUGCUCCGUAGGGACGAGUAGGAGAGAAACCUGGGAACGAGGUUGUAACGUGAAGCAUUACAAACAUGCAUUUAACCUGUGCUAGGCGAGGAAAGCAAAUUUGUUUUGCAUUAUGUAGCAAUCGAGAAAAAAUCUCUUACUGACACGUUGUUAUUCAUUUUCUAGUUCCCCUGACGCCGCCUGUGGAUUUAACAGUGCUGUCUAAUGGAGCUUAUCAGAUCAUGGUUAAAUGGAAGGUGCAGUAUCAUUCAAAGCAGAGCCUUAAGUCAGCACGCCUUUUUGAUUUGUCUCGUUUGUAUUUAUCUUAAGAGACUUGUCAGAAAUUAGCAGGGGAAGGGGGAUGGAAAUAGAGGGAGAGUCACAACUUUUUGAGACUGAGAAAAGGGAGGGGUCAUGAAAAAUGGGCCGUUAAAAGGGGGAGGGUCAUGCAAACAUAAGCCCAUGAUCAUGUAGAGGUUCACCCACAGAAGAAAAAGAAAGUUCUUUAUUUGAUAAAAAAAAAACUUGGGAGAAAUAGGAGUGUCAAGUGAUCAGCUGUCAGAAUCUGUGUUGGACUCUUAAUGCUGUCAUCUAAAAUGUAUGUAUAUCGCAUUACAAAGAACAGAUUAGAAAUAUAUUUUGAGUGUUCAUAAUACUGACUCACCCUAGUGUAUUGCAAGAACUAGAUUUUAUCAUUUAUACAAGAGGGGGAGGGUCAUGAUAUUUGAGGCCACGCUCAAGGGGAGGGCUAGCAAAUUUCACUCCCAUUGUAGGGAUGGGUCAUCCUCAUUUCCAAACAUAAAUUUCAAAUUCCCAACCCCCCUCCACCCUGCUAAUUUCUCACAAGUCUCCUAUGAGAACCCAAUGAGCAAAAUUUCAUAAAUAUCUUGUAGAUGCUAUCCAGGAAAAGAGAGCGUGGAAGAUAAUAAGCGCGUCUUUCUCUAGACUACGAGCAAUCUUUCUUUUUUUCUCAGUAGUCCGUCUAGCGAUAACCAUGCGCGUGACUUGCACCCUCGUUUCCCGCGUCUUGCGGCGGUGCCGGUGCGCGCGUGCACUUCCCUAAAAAAAUCUGAAGAAAAAAGAAGAGAAACUGCUCACAGUGUAGCCUUUCUUCGGCGCUAUAAUUUUUUUAAAAUUCCUUUUUGUAGAUUCCUCCUUUUUCAAUUGCGGGUUACGAUGUGUGGCACAAAGAAUACCAGAGUGCGGUUGCUUAUAAGCAGGUGCGGUUACCUAGCAUGAUGCACACGGUGCACCUCAUCCUUGAUCUUAAACCCGACACCAAAUACGAAAUAAAAGCCCGGAUGUAUAGCAAUGCAGGGAUUGGUCCUUUCUCAGAACCACAAGUCGUCAAGACCGGUACAGGUAAGUUUUCUUAAUGAAAUUUAGGCGAGCGCCCAAAAGAUAUGAUGUAUGAUUUCAAAGGAAGAAAUGCGGCGCUUUAUCGCUGGGAAACUUUGGCUUAAUCAUAUAUUUUGGUGAGGUAAUUUAAACAAGUAUCAAUUGACUAUAGAGAGUUACUGUUGGACGGCCCAGUUUUAGUGAGACAAGCCAGAAAUGCGUGAGCCUGCAUGAAAUUGACUUUAAAUUCCGGCUUUAAGUUCUUUGGCAUAUCUUUAGCUUUGAAAUGGUAGUCUCUGGUAUUUGAUCUACAAUAACCAAAUAGAAAAAGUGAAAAACCUCACUUUUAAUUAAGACAUAAUCUCAAGAUAUAAGGGGUCAUGUUUGAGUAACUUGGGAAAGUCCCUCUGGCGUGCUGAGUUGCAUUGAUCGCAAGGGCAGUCAAGGGACGAUGGUGAUUAAUGGUGAUAGUUAUGGUAAUGGUGAUGAUAAUUAUGAUUAUCAUGAUUAGUGGUGGUGCUGACGGUGGUGGUAAUGGUGGUGGUGAUGAUGAUGAUGAUGGUGAUGAUAGUGGUGGUGGUGGUGGUGGUGAUGAUGAUGAUGAUGAUGAUGAUAGUGGUGGUGGUGGUGAUGGUGGUGAUGAUGAUGAUGAUGAUGAUGAUAGUGGUGGUGGUGAUGGUGAUGGUGAUGAUGAUGAUGAUGAUGGUGAUGAUAGUGGUGGUGGUGAUGAUGAUGAUGGUGAUGAUGGUUGUGGUGGUGGUGGUGGUGGUGAUAAUAAUGAUGAUGAUGAUGACAACGAUGAUGAUGAUGAUAUGAGCACCUCUCUCUGCUGUUACUUACAACUCUCUAGUUUUCAAAGUACAGCACAUGCCUCUAAAAUACAGCCACCUUCACUAUCUGCCCGUAUUGAAGUACCAGUUUGGUGUGGGAGGGCGGGACGUUCGCCUAAACAUCACCUCGUAGCAAACGUUUUUGACGCCGUUUUUUGUAGAUGCUCUGGUCGUAUCUUCAAAAUCAAGUGGUGAAGAGGAAUCGUCUGGAUUACAAGUGGCAAUCAUUUGUUUCUUAAUUGGUUUUCUUCUCUUACUUAUUAUCAUUGCUUUUGUUUGCUUCAAACGGAGACAGACCAAACGAGCACGUAAGUCAUAAUCUUGUACCCAGAUCUAUCCCUGCUCAGGAUUAACCGCCGCAGGAUUAGCUCAGUCGGAAGAGCGCUUGACUGCAGAGGGGGAGUUCGCAGGUUCUAUUCCCGGGGCCGGACCAACAUUCAGGGUCUUAGAAUGACUGAGAAAUGAAAGGUACCUGCCUUUGCCCUGCAAAUGGCUAGACCUUCGCGUGGCUCGGAUGACCACUUAAAAUGGCGGUCCCGUCUUCAGUGGGAGACGUAAAAAUAAUGUCCCCAAUUAGUACUUUCGUGCUAAAUACGUUGACACUCAAAUAACGUGCAUUGUCUUUUUUGUUUUUCAUAUUUGAAAGCCACGUGCAGAUACCUUUAGAACGUGGUAUAUCGUAAACUUCCGUUUAUAUGCCGCCCCCACCCAGUUAUAGACCCAUCUAUGUGUAAAAAAAUACAUCCCAUUAUAAGUGUAUAAAUGGGUACUCGUAUCAUAAGAUCUGGAUUCGGUGUCAUAAUGGGCAACGGCACCUUGAGAAAAUGAUUCAUUGUAUUUUUUAGGUCAAAGUUUCCGUAUUGAAAACGCGCAGGGAGAUCCAUCUCUAAAGUACACCGUCAGAAACCGAGGUCGACGAGCUGAAAGUAACACCUCGCGCGGUUCUACGAGUAACGAUAGCGAUGGAAGCGUGGAGGGCACAUACAACUUCGCGGUUGAAGAUGAUGAUAUCGACGAGCAAAUGUUCGCAGGCGACAGGAACUCAGCUAGUCUCGCGCGCGCGCAUGAUCCACGACUGCGGUACUUGGAUCCAUCGGCGCUAAGCCACGAGGUCUCUUUAUCCUCGGGGGAUGACGGAAAUUCUAUUCGCCUGCAAAACUACCAACCCACGCGCAGUCCUGUAGCCCCGCGGAGGAACGGGAAUACUGUCUGUGCUAGUGUAGAUGUUAGCCAUAAUGCGCAAAUGGGAACCAACGCAGCGGAACGAGAUAUAGAAAACCUGAAGGGACAAAAUCAAUAUUUAACGAAUGUACCCAAGGAUUCUACCGAGGUAUCUUCCAGUGAUGAAGACGAUAUUCCUCCCAACUGGAUUCCUCCACCCCCUCCGGUAACAAAAUACGAUCCUUUAGAGAAUUUCCAGGAAGAUAAAGACCAUAAAGACCGGAUAGCUGUUCCGGACAGUUUAGUUAAGGGAACUGCCGAUAAAUCCACCAGUGGUAGCGCAGCAAACGGACUUACAACAAAUGAAUCGAGUUCAUCCGACGACGACGACGAUUCCAAAAGUCGUCUAGCGGUACAUGGAAAUGAACGUCCAUUAUACUCGCAAGUUGAUCCAUCGAAGAAGAAGAAGAAGAAGAAGAAAACCAGAGAAGGUGCUAGUGAGUCAUGUGAUAGAACUGAAAAUGGAAUAUCAACCAACGGCUCCAGUUCUGACGCAGAAACAUCAGAAGAUGACAGUGUGAACUGGCCCCCACCACCCCCUCCCCCACAGAGAUUAUCAAACCUACCUGAUGAUUCUGACUGGGAACGACCCCUCCCCCCUGAUAUCAUGGCUUUACCGGGCAAGAGGAACCGUUUUGCGGCAUGGGCGGACGACGAGUCUUGA
Porites lobata is the source of this 16094-nucleotide messenger RNA. The record is from the annotation of a GenBank genome assembly. NCBI's taxonomy places the organism in Eukaryota, Metazoa, Cnidaria, Anthozoa, Scleractinia, Poritidae.